CCGCCACCCGGGGCGCCUGUGUUCCGUCGUUUAUACACGAUCGCAUUACAGACACUUGCAAUCUCGCAACACAAGUGCAUAACAUCGCUGUUAUAGCGUUAUUUUCGGAGAGUGCCACUAUUUUUAACGUGCAACAAGAUAGUGUGCAUCCUGGCUCGUCCUUCUCGCAAAUGUUCUCUUGGAUCAUCUGUAGAAGGAGAUAUAAACAUAGCACUCCGAAGCGAGAAGAGUACGUGGCGCUGGCUCAGAGCCAACCUCCACACGCGUGCUGAUGACACAAUAAAUUGUGAUGCUGACACGUACAGGUCCCUACAGAAAACUGCGUCCUAGAGGACGACGAAGGACGUUGUAGUUAAAGUAUAUUUUUCUAAGAACAAGUGCCUAAAUCGCUAUAAUAAUGUUGAAUAACCGUCGCAACUUUGUGUUUAGAGUGAGUAUCGUGAUCAACAUCGUCGUACUAUUGUACGCUGCGAUGCAUCUGUCCAGUAGCAGUACACCAGGCGUUGAAUGGGUACCGAUGACUGUUGACGGAUCCGAAAGGAGCGCUGAGUUUCGCUUUUCAAACAGGGACGACAUGCGCAAUUAUACAGACACGAGACCGCCGGACUCUAGCGUCCGGAUAUUGGAAGAGUCUACCUCACAAAAGACGCCGUCCACAAUGCCAACAACAAACAAAACCGCUUCGAGCACCGCUUCGUUGCCGGAUUUAGAAAAGAAGUUAACCGGUGAGGCUGAGACUCCGAACGUAACAGUGCUAGAUAUAGAUGACGAGGACGCCUUAAAUCCGGCUACUCUUGCGUAUCUUCGGACGUUAUUACAGUGCAACGACAAGGAUAUGCCCGCGCAAACUAUACAACGUGGUGAAUAUUGGGUGCUUAAGAAUUUCGUGCGCGCCGACCACGGUUUCAUACAGUGUCAUGAAUCAAUAACUUAUACAACUCACGCUGGUUUCGAGUUCCUUGACAACGUCCAGCCACUUGUUGAGAGAUGGAUGGCCCCAGUGAGUCUGGCUAUUCACGCGCCUGGAGCCGACAUGGGUCCGACAGUGAACAGCAUCAGAUACUUGCGCGACUGCUUAGGGAACGACCUCAUCAAGCAGUUCGUCACUUUCCACGUGUUCUUCUCGCACAAGCACGUACCAAGCAGUAUACCAAACCCGGAUACAUUCCUCCAAACACCAUACAACUGCACCGUCAAACCACCUUACGACGUAAACGCAAACUCAACGUAUAUGAAAGCGAAGAGUCUCCUGUACCCAGUGAAUGUCGCUCGAAAUGUAGCUAGAGAAGCAGCGGUCACUCAUUUCAUACUGCCAUCCGAUAUAGAGCUAUAUCCUAGUCCUAAUUUAGUACCGAGGUUCCUAAACAUGAUUGCCAGAAAUAGUAAACCAUUGAGCACCUCUUCUAAGCCUAGAGUCUUCCCAAUAAGCAUAUUUGAAGUCGGUGCCAAAGUACAAGUGCCAUCAACGAAGGCGGAGCUACAAGCUAUGCUGAAAAACAAAACUGCUAUACCGUUCCACAAGUUCGUGUGCCCCAACUGUCACAAUAUCCCUCAGGGACAGCAGUGGAUAAACUCCUCAGAAACUAACCAAAUGGACGUGUUUCAUGUUGGCAAGCGACGUGGGAAGUUCGUGCAUUGGGAGCCUAUCUUCAUUGGAACCCAUCAAGAUCCCUACUAUGACGAGCGGCUCAGUUGGGAGGGCAAAAAGGAUAAGAUGACUCAGGGAUAUAUCCUGUGCGUCAAGGACUACGACUUUAUGAUAUUGAACAACGCGUUCCUAAUCCACAAACCUGGCAUCAAACACUACGUCAAGAAUGCCAAGAGGGACACUCUCGCCAGUAGGCAGUCAUUAUAUAUAAAGAACAUUAUAAUGCCCCAGCUUAAAACUCUUUUCGGUACAAGGAACGGUUGCGCGCUUUGAUUAAAAAAAAUUGUACACAUUCGACCAACUUAAGGAGUUACAGAACAGAUGCAGUUAUUACUUGCACCUAUACUGACCCCGGCGCGUUAUAUUUAUCAAACGUGGCAUCGUAACCUUUUUGUACAGUUAAUAUUGACUAUACAUUUUUAUCUGAUUCAUGCUUGGGACACUUGUAAUGCACCAGAGUCCAAUUAGCGCACAGUUAGUUUAAGACUGGCUUAAAUAUUUGUAAAUGGAGGCUGUUGGCAGCACUGAGCCAUAAACAAUGUUGCCUGGCUAAAAUACUCUAAAAGAACGAUGAUACCAGCGGAAUGGAAUGGAAUAGACCAAUCAGAUUAUUGACUGAUGAAGUGAUAAAAACAGUGUUGCCAACAUCUUUGUAACAGGGUGUGUACAUCCGCCUGAUUUUUAUAGAACUUUACAUGAUGUCAUCGUAGGGCCCACAAAUCUUAAAUACAAUUUAACUUUUCUUAAGUGAAAAAGUAUUUUGUAACUUAUUGAGGAGGAUAUGAGGUCUUUAAAAAGGCGUUAUUGUUAUAAAUCAAGCACGUGGGCAAAUAAACGAGUGCCCAAUAAUACUUAUUUAGAGUAUGAUUUGAGUUAUCUAACUCUACAAAAUGUUGAUGUAACAUAAGGUUUGAGGAGGCUCUUCGAUGAUAAAUCGACGACUCGGAACGAUACAUAUCAUAUUAUAAACUAUUUUACUCGUAUUUAAAAUUAUUAUUGUAGACAAUAAUAUUCAGUGAUCACUCGAAUCCGUGUCAAUAUCUGCCGGUUUCUCAAAAUGUUAAAUUGGAAGUUUAGAAAAAAACAUUCUGAACUUUGUUGUAUCAUUAUAUGAGAUGAUUUUACCAAAAUUAACAGUUUAAAUUAAGUUAGUUACGAUUUUGGUGCAAUGAAACCUAACAGUAACGGAAUUUUAAUCAUGCUUUUGGAAACCGGCGGUUAGACUUUUAAAGCUAAAAACGCAGUGCCUGUAAGUUGAUAAUAUUGAUAAUUGUAUUUUUUAACUCAAUAUUGUUAAUACCAACUAAAUCUAAUGAAAAGAUGGUAAAACCGAAUUUUCUAUUCCUAAACCGCUCUUCCUUCACGGGGCCUAACUUUAACAGUACAACAAAAUCGAUUGGAUUUUGUUUUUCUAAGUUUCUUGAAUGUAAAUAAUAGUAUGAUAUUUCUUGCUUUCAUUUAUAUAUAAAUGAUACAAUUAUAUCCAAUUAAUAUACUUCUUGCAAGAAAAAUAAUUUGAAUUUGUUUUUUAAGUAAGUAUUUUUGUAAAGCAUCUUAAUUUGACUCAAUAUUGAAAAAGUCAGUCUAACAUAUUUUAUUUUUUAAAUCGUAAGCUUCUAUCUUAUGCUUCCUCUACAUAUUGGGCCAAAAAAUGCUAUUACAUGCCAGAAUAUAAUUGGAGGAAUGCAGCAUUAUCUUGCUUGCCGCUUCACUGGCCGUUAGUUUUUUCCUAAACUUGGUUCUACCGACAUAUAGAUGAAGCAUGAAGUUGACAUAAUUAUUAAUGUUAUAGUAUAAUUGUAUAAUUAUUUUAGAUAAUUUUUAAAUAUAAAGGAUUCCUGAUAUGCAUUUUAAUUUAAUUUACAUUUAAAACAGUGUGAACUAGUUAUUAGGGAAGUACCUAACUGUGAACCUAAACUAUUUUUAGAAUACAAUUAUAUGGUUCUCAAAAGUAAAAUAUAAAUAAAGCCAUUAGCCAUGCUAACAUACUAUAACACAGUCAAUCCCGACUGCAACACGAGCAUAAGACUUUUUUAAUGGUAUAUUAAAAAAGUAUAAGACUUUUUUAAUGGUACAUUAAAAAAGUCUUAUACUUAUACUAUAUCAGAACUUUUACUAUUAUCAAAAUACUUAUUUGGAAGCUCUAAGUAGCUCUUGCAACGAUAAUCAGUCGGGAUGCAACUAAACUCAACAUUUGUAUGCAGCAAAAUUUGUAACAUGUAACCCUAUACAUAUAAUGUAGCGUGUAGCCAACUUUGAUAUGGAUGUUCAAAGUUUAUAUACAGCCUGAAAUGCUAGUUUUUAGUAUUAAGUCGACGGGCCUUACGGUUACUGGUGAUGAUUAUAAUAAUGCUUAGUGAUAAAACUCACCACGUUCGGAUUAGUUUAAGGUUUAGUUUUAGUUUAGGUAUCAAUUUCUUAUAUAAUUUCAAUAUAUAUAUUCAACAUUUUGACGGCCGAUUAGCGCAGUGGACUGCUUUCUGA
Molecule: messenger RNA, 4132 nt
Organism: Pararge aegeria (speckled wood butterfly)
Lineage: Eukaryota; Metazoa; Arthropoda; Insecta; Lepidoptera; Nymphalidae
Product: beta-1,4-glucuronyltransferase 1
Exons: 7
Coding region: 398-1921 (507 amino acids)
Source: RefSeq, a predicted model, not a curated record